Molecule: messenger RNA, 1434 nt
Organism: Rhinopithecus roxellana (golden snub-nosed monkey)
Lineage: Eukaryota; Metazoa; Chordata; Mammalia; Primates; Cercopithecidae
Gene: PRRG1
Product: proline rich and Gla domain 1
Exons: 4
Coding region: 163-819 (218 amino acids)
Cellular component (GO): extracellular region
Molecular function (GO): calcium ion binding
Source: RefSeq, a predicted model, not a curated record
UCUUUCCACCUCCCUUCCAGUCCGCUCGCGGUUCCUGGCUCCGGCUAGGCUCCGCAGAAAUAGGAGCGCGCAGGCGCGACGUGCGGAUCGCAGAACGCCGAGUAGCGGAGCCGGACCCGCUGGAAUCGUCAUCCAGGGACCUGCCAGAAACCACAAGAAAACAUGGGGAGGGUUUUCCUCACGGGAGAAAAAGCCAAUUCCGUAUUAAAACGCUACCCAAGAGCUAAUGGGUUUUUUGAAGAAAUAAGACAGGGCAACAUUGAGCGUGAGUGCAAAGAAGAAUUCUGUACAUUUGAAGAAGCAAGAGAAGCUUUCGAAAAUAAUGAAAAAACUAAGGAGUUUUGGAGCACCUACACAAAAGCGCAACAAGGGGAGAGUAACCGAGGAAGUGACUGGUUUCAAUUUUACCUUACCUUUCCAUUAAUCUUUGGCCUCUUCAUUAUCCUCCUUGUCAUUUUCCUAAUCUGGAGAUGCUUCCUAAGAAACAAAACUCGUAGACAGACAGUGACUGAAGGCCACAUUCCUUUCCCUCAGCACCUUAAUAUUAUCACCCCACCCCCCCCACCAGAUGAAGUGUUUGACAGCAGUGGAUUGUCUCCAGGCUUUCUGGGAUACGUAGUUGGGCGCUCAGAUUCCGUCUCUACUCGCCUGUCCAAUUGUGAUCCCCCACCAACCUAUGAGGAAGCCACUGGCCAGGUGAACCUGCAGAGAAGUGAAACAGAACCUCAUUUAGACCCACCCCCGGAGUAUGAGGACAUAGUCAACUCCAACUCAGCCAGUGCCAUUCCUAUGGUGCCUGUGGUCACCACCAUCAAAUGAAGCUGCAAACUUCUUUUUACUCUAAUCAUUUUUAAAAUACUAAUGAAAGAACUUUCUAGCACUUUACCACUACAUAAAUGUUCAUUGACUUAUUUUAUUGGACUCUUACAGCAUACCACUUCAUACUUUCUGGUUUUAUUUUCUUUAGUUUUGUUUCUUGUUAUAGAAUCAUUAUCCAUGCUCAUUUUUGCUAGGGGAAAUAUAUGAAGAGGGAAAACAUACUAAUGGGGUCUUUCAGUGAUGUGAUGAGACAUACAUGUAAGUGUAUAUAUGUGUGUAUAGGCAUAUAUACAUGUGUAUGUAUCAACACAGUAUAUGUAAAACUGUCUUAAAAAUCCAUUAACUUCUACCUAAAUCACCUGGAAAGAGAGCAUUACUCACCAAAAUUGCAAAACAAGGGUACCAAGAAUUUGUGUAAUAGCCAGUGACAUGCUGUAGAUUUUUGCAAACUGGAUGUACUUAGCAUGUUUUCUAAUUCUGACUGGCUUUUAUUAACUUGAUAAUUCUUCAUCUACCUUAAAAAGAAAAAAAUUACGGCCGGGCGCGGUGGCUCAAGCCUGUAAUCCCAGCACUUUGGGAGGCCGAGACGGGCGGAUCACGAGGUCAGGAGAUCGA